AUGGCCGGAACUCAGGACCACGGACGCGACACAUCAACAGCUGCUGCUAGCAAGCUCCACUUGUUCGACACUCCGCUGGCAGAGCAUCACGAGAUCGACGAAGGCAGCGAAACUAACGGGCUUCCGACUGAUCGUACUGAAAGCUUCCAGGAUACCCCCCAGCUCAAGCGACACGAAGAGCCAACUCUUCUUGAGAUCUUCCUUGACCUCUUCUUUGCUGCGAACUACGAGGUCUUUGGUGAAAACCAUCACGUUACUGACCAUGCACGUUUCCAGGCAUACGUGGGCUAUUUUUGUCUCCUGUGGCUGACAUGGUUUAUUGUCGCUCUCUACGACGUUCGCUUUGUGACGGAUAGCAUAUUCGCACGAGCGAUGAGGGCUGUUCAGCUGGGUGUUCUCGUAGGCUUUACAGUUAUCACUCCCAAGUUCGACACCGUUGAUCAGGAGGCGCAAGCGAUGAGAACGACGUCUAUUAUCCUUUCAGUAUCCCGCUUCUCUCUAGCAGCGGAGUACUUUUGUACGUUAUGGAGCCUACGAAGGUUCAAAAUUGUCCGCAUUCCACUCCUCAUCCAAGGUUCACUUCACGUCGCUUCAGCGGCAAUACUCCUUGGAAUUGCUUUCAUCUUCCAGGAGGAUGAGCACAGUUACGCUUUCAUGGCUUGGUAUUUCGUCGCUGGAUUUGAGGCGCUGGCUAGCCUGUUACUGUCCAAUGUCUCACCGACAUUCGGCCUCGCUGAAACACAUCUCAUGAAGCGUCUCACGUUGAUGACGGUAAUGAUCCUGGGUGCCAGCAUUUGCGAAGUCGCGAAGAGCGUGGUCACGAUUGUUAAGAAUCCUGAUGCUUGGGACUCCAGGACCAUCGGUCACGUUACGGCAGCUAUUGCAACUAUCUACUUUAUUUUCCUCAUUUACUUUGAUUGGAUCAGGUCCGGCUACCAUCUCCAGCCCAUACGCUUGCAGAUCUGGACGGCACUGCACUUCCCGUUCAACCUUGCUCUCGUGCUGCUCUUGCAAGCCGUCCAGCAAUAUGUCAUCUGGGGCAAACUCAUGGGGCAGCUCGAUAAAGCUCUUGAUAUUGCAUAUCCCCUCGACGACCCGGCCAUCAUCAACAACUCAACAACCAGCGCCUCCGUCGCAGCCGCGCUAAACCAUUCCGUCGUCGAAUUUCUUGACAACUAUCCCGCAACUAUUGUAUCAACUUGGGACACCAUCAAUGAAGCCAUCCGCAACAUCUCUGACGUCCCAAACAGUUUUUGGCCACAGUUCAGGCGCUUGGAUCUGGGCUCUUCUCUAGCGGAUAUUCAAAAGUCGUUGGAUGGCCUUCCAAGCGAUGCGAAAGAGACGCUGACGAUGAUCCUGACUUCAGCAGCCACGCUCGCCGUGACAAUGACGAAUGCUCUCUUCGGCAGCUUCGGAAUCAAGGUCGAUGGCGAGAUUAUAAAGAAAAAUCCCAACGCCUCCAAAGCUGUCAAGGGAGGUGGCUUCCAGUUCCAAGUGCAGGAGGCGGCCUGGAACUUAUACCGGCUUGUGUUUGCCUACGGUUACGUUUCCUGCGGAUGUGCUAUUAUUUUGAUGGUACUUCUUACAGUAGUAGCCCGCACGCGGCGUUAUACGGCGUGGCAAAUCGCACGCCUGAUUAUUGUCAGCGCUCUUGGGCUCGGGGUCGGUCUUGUAGCAACACUUUGGUUCAACGACGAUAGAGUCUGGGACUUCCUGCAGCGCUCGUGGGUCCUGCCAACGAUCACAAUCGUGUGGGCGGUCAUUCUGAUAAUCACCCACAUCAAUGGCCAAGGCACCAAGCGAUGCACCAGCUAUCUUGAGAGGAGGCUCCAACACUCUCAGGUAUUCCUAGGACGUGAAGAAAUCUCGCGGGAACACAAUGUGGAGGAAGGUGAGAAAGGGGCAGCCAGCGAGGCAGUUGGUCAUUCAGCACCAGCUCUUCUUCAACAGGAAGAAACGCCAGCAGUCGCUCGCGUCUCGACGGGUCGCGACAAUAACAUGACUAUUUUCAGGGUUUCUACGGCGCGCAGUGAAGUUAGUGCCAUGAGUACCCCUUCCAACACUGAUGGCAGACAGAAUGGGGAACCAAAAGUGAGCGUGGAGGAGAGUACCGCAAACAUUCCUCCCAACCGUGGUGGCAGGCAGAAUAACGGUUGA
Molecule: messenger RNA, 2157 nt
Organism: Clonostachys solani
Lineage: Eukaryota; Fungi; Ascomycota; Sordariomycetes; Hypocreales; Bionectriaceae
Source: the annotation of a GenBank genome assembly